UACCCUCCGGCGCACCGCUCCUCCAUCUCCAUCUUUCCAUCGCAUCGCGCCCCCCAAAUCCGACCGCCCCGCCCCCAUUCCCACCGAUCGAAUCCCCGGAUCGGCGGACCCGGCGGCGGCGAUGAGCGUGGUCGGGUUCGACGUCGGCAACGACACCCUGGUGGCGGCGGCGGCGCGGCAGCGGGGCAUCGACGUGCUCCUCAACGCCGAGUCCAAGCGCGAGUCCCCCGCCGCCGUCGCCUUCUCCCACAACGCGCGCCUCAUCGGCUCCCACGCGGCCUCCGCCUCCGCCUCCCACGCCCCCUUCUCCAGCGUCAAGCGCCUCAUCCUCGGCGCCACCGGCCGGGACCCGGCCUCCUCGAUCCUCCGCGACAUCCCGCGCCUCCCCUUCCCCGUCUCCUCCUCCGCCGCCGAUGGCGGCGCGGUCGUCCACGCCGACCACAUCGGCCGACACAUCCCGCUCUCCCCGACCCACCUCCUCUCCAUGCUGCUCGCCUACCUCAAGCAGCUCGCCGAGGCCGACCUCGGCGGCGCGCCCGUCGCCGACUGCGUGAUCUCCGUGCCCUGUUACUUCACGCAGGCGCAGCGCCACGCCUACCUCGACGCCGCCGCCGUAGCGGGGCUCAGGCCGCUCCGCCUCAUGCACGACCUCGCCGCCACCGCGCUAGGCUACGGCCUCUACCGCUCCGACCUCGGCAGCGCCGGGGGCCCCAGCCACGUCGCGUUCGUGGACGUCGGGCAAUGCGACACGCAGGUUGCGGUGGUGGCCUUUGACGCGUCGGGGAUGAGGGUGCUGUCGCACGGAUUCGACGCUGACCUGGGGGGCAGGGACUUCGACGAGGUGCUGUUCGAGCAUUUUGCAGAGGAGUUCAGGGACAGGUAUAAGAUUGAUGUCGUGGGGAAUGUGAAGGCCAGUAUGAGGUUAAGGGCAGCGUGCGAGAAGGCGAAGAAGGUUCUGAGCGCGAAUGCGGAGGCUGUGGUGAACAUUGAGUGCUUGAUGGAGGAGAAGGAUGUCAGGGGGGUGAUCAGGAGGGAGGAAUUCGAGAAGCUAUGUGCUGGACUGCUGGAGAGGAUUGUGGAACCUUGCAAGAGGGCGGUGGCAGUUUCAGGGAUUGGAUUGGAGAGGCUGCAUUCUGUGGAACUUGUUGGGUCAGGUUCUCGGGUACCUUCCAUUGCCAAGGUGCUUGCGGGAUUCUUUAGAAGGGAAACUAGUCGUACUCUCAAUGCUAGCGAAUGUGUGGCUCGGGGGUGUGCGUUGCAGUGUGCAAUGCUUAGUCCUACAUUCCGGGUUCGGGAAUAUGAGGUGCAAGAUGCUAUCCCUGCUUCGAUAGGAUGUUGCACGAGUGAAGGCCCAAUUUCAACAUUGUCAAGUAAUGCAUUGUUCCGGAGAGGCCUUCCCUUUCCCAGUGUUAAGACCAUUACUCUACAGAAGAACAGCAGUUUUAAUUUGGACGCAUAUUAUGUGGAUGAGAAUGAAUUGCCUCCUGGUACCACAACAAGGAUCGGUAGUUUUCAGAUUGGCCCAUUCCAAGCAGACACUGAAGCUUCUAAAGUCAAAGUAAAAAUUCGUUUGAAUCUACAUGGUCUCAUUUCAGUUGAAUCAGCUGCUUUGAUAGAUGAUUAUGAAAGGAAUGCAACUUCUGCUGACCAUAUGGAGGUGGAUUCCAGUGGUGAUGACACGGGUCACAAGUCAAGAAAUGAAAGGUCUAUCCAACGGCAGGAUCUGCCAAUCGCUGAGUACAUUUAUGGUGCAAUGAGCAAGCAGGAAUUGCUGGAAGCUCAAGAGCAAGAGCAGCAACUGGCUUAUCAGGAUAAACUUAUGGAACGAACAAAAGACAGGAAGAAUGCAUUAGAAUCUUAUGUAUACGACACCCGUAAUAAGCUUUCUGAGAGGUACCGGAGCUUUGCUACUGAUUCAGAAAGGGAAGAAAUAUCAGUUAACCUACAACAGACUGAAGAAUGGCUUUACGAAGAAGGUGAUGAUGAGACAGAAGCAGUUUACUGUAGCAAACUUGAGGAACUGAAAAAGCUUGUAGAUCCUAUUGAAAAUCGUUGUAAAGACGACGAAGUGAGAGCUGAAGCCAUGAGGGAGCUUUUGAAGUGCAUUGUUGAUCACAGGACGGCUGCCAAGUCACUAUCUACACUUGAAAGAGAUGCUGUUGACAACGAAUGCAAUAAAGCUGAGCAGUGGCUAAGAGAGGGGUUGCAACUUCAAGAAACCUUGCCCAAGAAUGUGGACCCUGUACUUUGGUCAUAUCAAAUCAAGAGAAAGGAGGAAGAGCUGGAUAUGUUCUGUCAAAACAUAUCAAGGCACAAGGCUUCUCCAGCAAGGACGGAUGGCAGCAGGGGUUCAGAUCACAUGGCUACACCAGAUAGAGAUUAGAUAUUCAUGAGGUUUCUUGACUGUACGACCACGAUUGUCUUACAAUUUGUAGCAAUAUGUGAAUGAAUGAGUUUCUGCUAACACCGUCAUCUAAUUGACCCUGUACCACACUGGGCCCACCGUCAUCUUCUUGGUUCUUGAGGUCCAGGGUGCAGUUUUCACUUGAGAGCCUACUAAUCACAAUUAUUGAUACCUGUGAAUUCUUUUCCUGUACUCGGAGCAAGGUUAGGUUGUUGUCUGCUUCAGUUUGUGAUGAAUGAACAGAAGCCAAAGAAAAUUGUAUGCAAUAGGUCUCAUAAGGACAGUGUUUUCUUUCCCCCGCUUAGCAUGUUUAUUGUUGUUGAUCCAAGAAACUUUCCCUGCAUAGUUUUUCUUUCUUUUUUUAAAGAGCUUGUACGGUGUACAUUGAUCAUAGUUCCUUCAUUUGAAAUUUGAAUUUUGUAUGGGUGGUUCCUUUUCA
Messenger RNA from Setaria italica (foxtail millet), 2843 nucleotides. RefSeq names its product heat shock 70 kDa protein 16. The record is from RefSeq and is a predicted model, not a curated record. Lineage: Eukaryota; Viridiplantae; Streptophyta; Magnoliopsida; Poales; Poaceae. Gene Ontology annotation, cellular component: cytosol; nucleus. Gene Ontology annotation, molecular function: ATP binding; ATP-dependent protein folding chaperone. The transcript has 9 exons. Gene Ontology annotation, biological process: protein folding. Bases 122 to 2383 code for a protein of 753 amino acids.